Molecule: messenger RNA, 2519 nt
Organism: Hippocampus comes (tiger tail seahorse)
Lineage: Eukaryota; Metazoa; Chordata; Actinopteri; Syngnathiformes; Syngnathidae
Product: tripartite motif-containing protein 35-like
Exons: 2
Coding region: 341-1720 (459 amino acids)
Biological process (GO): protein ubiquitination
Molecular function (GO): ubiquitin-protein transferase activity; zinc ion binding
Source: RefSeq, a predicted model, not a curated record
UUACAAGCCCUUUUUAUCCUCUUUUUCUUUUCUGAGCAAGUUAGCUUUUAAGACUGCAUUUUGCUUUUUGUUUUCGAGUCGGGGAAACUUUGUUGCAGUGUUUUUUGGUGCUUGAAUCCUAAUUUGAUUUUUGCUCGGUGUGACUUGUUGGAUUGGAAUGUUUUUGUGCGCAUGCAUAUAACGGCGUGCUUUUAGCAGCCGUCAAGUCAGAAAACGAAAACCAGGAAGUCCACUUGGCGACAAACGAUUCCUUCACUCAUGACUGUGGCCAACGCACAGCAGCUCUCCUGACAGCCAAAGCUGCAAGCUUACAGACUGUUUGUGUGUCUUCGCGAGGACCAUGGCGAGAAGAGUUGCGGACUACCUAGUAUGUCCGACCUGUUUGGAAAUCUUUACAGAUCCUGUCGUACUGCCUUGUAGUCACAGCUUCUGCCGCGCGUGUGUGCAGCAGUGGUGGGAGCGAAAGGGACAUCAGUCAUGUCCAGUCUGUAGAACUGAGUUUAGUUUGACGGAUGUCCCUUUAAACUUGGCCCUGAGGAAUGUGUGUGAGGCCUUUUCAAAAGCCUCAGUGGAGGCGGAAGACGUCUGCAGCUUGCACAAGGAGAUACUGAAACUCUUCUGUUUGGACCACCAGGAGCUUGUUUGCCUCGUCUGCAGAGAUGCAGAAAAACACGCCGGACACACGUUCCGUCCCCUCGAUGAAGUUGUCAAAAGUAACAAAGAGAAACUCCGGGAAGGUCUGCAGGGUGCAAAGGAAAGACUGGAAGAUUUGAACGAGAUCCGAGACGACUGCAAUGAACAAGCGGCAUACAUCAAGAUCCAGACACAGCGGGUGGAAAGCAAGAUUAAGAAGGAUUUCGAGGAGCUUCAUCGCUUCCUGUGGGUCGAGGAGGAGGCCAGGUUGUCUGCUGUGAGGGACGAGGAGCAGAAGAAGAGUUGGAGGAUGAAGGAGAAGAUCGAGGCUCUCGACACAGACAUGGCCGCUCUCUCAGAGGCGAUCAGAAGCGCAGAGGAGCAGCUGACUUCUGACCCCCUUUCCUUGAUGAAAAACUUCCAGACUGCAAUGACCAAAAUCCAGAACCUGCCCAACAAGCCUGAGCUGCUCCCAGGAGCUCUGCUGGAUGAAGCCAAACACGUGGGCAACCUCAAGUUCAAUGCGUGGGAACGAAUGAAGGACAUGGUCUCCUACAGUCCCGUCAUCCUGGACCCAAACACGGCCGAUGCGGAACUCAGUCUGUCGGAAGAUCUGACCAGCUUGAGUUUUGGGAAAAGACAUUUGCGUCCAAAGAAUCCUGAGAGGUUUGACUGGUACAAGGUGCGCGGUUCUGCUUUGGCAUCAGGAACGCAUACUUGGGAUGUUGAGGUUGGAGAAAGCACUUAUUGGAGACUGGGGGUGGCGUGGGGGGACCCUUGUUUGCCAAAUUUUAUGGCCGCAUAUGGCAUUGGCUUGUUUGGUGGAGAGUACAAAGGGUUUGCAGACGUAUCCGGAGCCUACAUUCCAUCGGUGAAGCCACAGAGGAUCCGAGUUCAAGUGGACACUCACGAAAGAUCAAUUUCCUUCUCCGAAUCUCUUACAAACACUCAGUUAGGCAAAACCAAUCCUUCCGCUUGGUCACAUUUGUCUGACAACAUGAAUUUGUUUCCUUUCUUUUGGACCAGGAGUCAAAUUCCUCUGCGAAUAAUUCCGCUCGCACCUCGCGUUACGACUCAAAGUCAGUGAUGCCGUCGGAGAUGUUUUGCUCCCACAUUGGAAGUCUGAUCUGUUGUUUUGAGAUCUUUUCUUUUUUCCCUCUCUCCAAAGGAUCGUUGACAUGGAUUGAUUUCUUAAAAAAAAGAAAGAUUAUUGAUAAACAAUGCGGAAGGUAGAAUUCAAUCUGUGCAAAAUGUCAUGAUGUCGUUUGCCAAAAUGUAUUAAAGAAAUGGAGUGCAAUCUCGAGUGACAGAUGCUCCUUUUCGCCGACAAUUCUGAGUUUUGGCCGUAAUUUUCAUCGAAGAAUGACCACUAUUUCUGGACUACUUUUGAUACAGCGGCGGUCUUGGCACGGACGAGUGGUUGGAUAUAUUCCACUGUGUAACCAUCAUUGGCAAUGGUGAAUCUGAAAAUUACUUGUUACAUUCCUACCGUGCCUGAAGGCGGGAGCUGUUGCAUAUGUGGGUGAAACUCCGACCUCUGCAUUCAUGAUAAUUCAAUCACAAAUCGCUGUGACGUUUGAUGAAAAAAAAAAUAUAUACUGUAUAUAUUUAGUGUGUAUGUUAUUAAAAUGGAGCAUGAUUUUUAUUGAGAGAAUGAACAGAACGGAAUCAGGUCACAUAGCAAUUUCUGCCAAUACAUUAGGAUUUUCAAUUUCCUCAACAUCUGUCGAUAGAUUUCUUGUCACAGUGUUGUGACAUCAGCAAAAGACCACAUUGUGAUUUUGAGGGAAACUUGUCAUUGCCUGUUUGUGUACCAGAGGAAGCCUGCUUUUCCCCCUCCACCACUGGCCGCUUCUCAGCCAGUAUUCUCAAAAAGAAGACGCAGA